Molecule: messenger RNA, 447 nt
Organism: Anastrepha obliqua
Lineage: Eukaryota; Metazoa; Arthropoda; Insecta; Diptera; Tephritidae
Product: U-Kazal-Dg21.2-like
Exons: 3
Coding region: 1-447 (148 amino acids)
Molecular function (GO): protein binding
Source: RefSeq, a predicted model, not a curated record
AUGAAAAUCGUUGCUACAUUAUUAUUUUUGGUUAUUCUCGCAACUGCAAAAGGCGACCAAUCAAACGGCAGUGAGAAAUGCACGAAUGCCUGCCCGAGAAUAUUCAGUCCUGUUUGUGCCGUUUCCGGUGGCGCAGUCGAUGAUAAGGAAGGUGGUGGUGACGGCGCCCUUGUCUAUCGUUACUUCCAUAAUGAUUGUAUUCGCCGUUAUGCGAGUUGUAGUACGGGCACAGUUUGGCGCAUUACAUCGAUGUCACUUUGCCUCCAGCACGUUGAUCCUUUGGUGCGUGAGCAAUGCCUGCGUCCUUGCCCCUUUAUUUACGAACCCAUUUGUGCAACCAAUGGCGAAGUGAAGGAGAUUUUCGGCAAUAGCUGCGUACUGGAAGUGGAGAACUGCCUGUCGAUUGAGACAUGGACUUUGACAGAUGACAGCGACUGCGGUUUGUAA